AUGGCUGCUGCGAAUCACCACACUCACUCACCACCACCGCUCACCGCGCUGCGUAUCGCCCAGCCUCCCGCGCGCUUCCAUCAAGGGUGCGGCUAUCCACUGCGUGACGCCCUCCAUGGUUGGCUGCCCGGCCCGGCUCGUACACCUUCAUCUACGGGCGCUUCGCGUGCAAACUUUUUGCUCGCCAGGAACCCGCACGCUCAAAUUGGUCAAACCUCCUCCACUACUUGGAGAGCCGCGAUGCUUCUCCUCGGCUAA
Alternaria burnsii is the source of this 258-nucleotide messenger RNA. RefSeq lists its product as uncharacterized. The coding region runs from base 1 to 258 and encodes 85 amino acids. NCBI's taxonomy places the organism in Eukaryota, Fungi, Ascomycota, Dothideomycetes, Pleosporales, Pleosporaceae. The record is from RefSeq and is a predicted model, not a curated record. The transcript has 2 exons.